UGUUAUAGCAACUAUUUAGAAGACUGUUAUAGCAACUAUUUAGAUGACUGUUAUAGCAACUAUUUAGACCACUGUUAUAGCAACUAUUUAGACUACUGUUAUAGCAACUAUUUAGAUGACUGUUAUAGCAACUAUUUAGACGACUGUUAUAGCAACUAUUUAGACCACUGUUAUAGCAACUAUUUAGACCACUGUUAUAGCAACUAUUUAGACUACUGUUAUAGCAACUAUUUAGAUGACUGUUAUAGCAACUAUUUAGACGACUGUUAUAGCAAAUAUUUAGACUACUGUUAUAGCAACUAUUUAGAUGACUGUUAUAGCAACUAUUUAGACGACUGUUAUAGCAACUAUUUAGAUGACUGUUAUAGCAACUAUUUAGACGACUGUUAUAGCAACUAUUUAGAUGACUGUUAUAGCAACUAUUUAGAAGACUGCUGUAGCAACUAUUUAGAAGACUGCUGUAGCAACUAUGUUGACAACUGUUUUAGCAACUAUUUAGAUGACUGUUAUAGCAAUUAUUUUGACGACUACGACUGUUAUAGCAACUAUUUAGACUACUGUUAUAGCAAAUAUUUAGACUACUGUUAUAGCAACUAUUUAGACUACUGUUAUAGCAAAUAUUUAGACUACUGUUAUAGCAACUAUUAUUUAGACGACUGUUAUAGCAACUAUUUAGACGACUGUUAUAGCAACUAUUUAGAUGACUGUUAUAGCAACUAUUUAGACGACUGUUAUAGCAACUAUUUAGAUGACUGUUAUAGCAACUAUUUAGACGACUGUUAUAGCAACUAUUUAGACGACUGUUAUAGCAACUAUUUAGACCACUGUUAUAGCAACUAUUUAGACUACUGUUAUAGCAACUAUUUAGAUGACUGUUAUAGCAACUAUUUAGAUGACUGUUAUAGCAACUAUUAUUUAGACCACUGUUAUAGCAACUAUUUAGACCACUGUUAUAGCAACUAUUUAGACCACUGUUAUAGCAACUAUUUAGACGACUGUUUUAGCAACUAUUUAGACGACUGUUAUAACAACUAUUUAGACGACUGUUUUAGCAACUAUUUAGAUGACUUUUACAGCAACUAUUAUUUAGACCACUGUUAUAGCAACUAUUUAGACACCUGUUAUAGCAACUAUUUAGAUGGCUGUUAUAGCAACUAUUCAUACAACUGUUUCACUUCACAAUUUUUAACGAUGCAUGCAAUGGACUAUAGAGACUAG
Messenger RNA from Lottia gigantea (owl limpet), 1218 nucleotides. RefSeq lists its product as hypothetical. The record is from RefSeq and is a predicted model, not a curated record. The annotation marks the transcript as partial. Lineage: Eukaryota; Metazoa; Mollusca; Gastropoda; Lottiidae. The transcript is spliced from 2 exons.